AUGUCUCAAUUUGGCGGCGAUUUAAUCAAAGUCGUGAAUGAACUUCAAGACCGACUCAAUCCACUGGGUUUUAGCAAUAGUUUUGAUUUGCCACAAAUAGCUGUAGUCGGGGGCCAGUCGUCCGGCAAGUCUAGUGUUUUGGAGAGCAUAGUUGGUCAUGACUUCCUACCCCGUGGCUCCGGUAUUGUCACUCGACGCCCACUUAUACUGCAGUUAAUCCAAGACCCAAACUCCGAUGUCUUUUACGGAGAAUUCCUGCAUUCGGCGGGAAAACGGUUUUACGAUUUCAAUGACAUCCGGGACGAGAUCACAGCGGAAACGGAUCGGGAAGUGUCCCGAAGUAAAGGCAUUUCCCGGAAUCCAAUCAAUUUGAAGAUCUAUUCUCGCGAUGUGUUGGACCUGACAUUAGUUGACUUACCGGGUAUGACACGUGUGGCCGUCGAUGAUCAGCCCGAGGACAUCGAGCAACGCAUUGAACACAUGAUACUCGAGUACAUCAGUCGCGAUAAUUGUCUCAUUUUGGCGGUUACGGCAGCCAACCAAGACUUGGCCACAUCGGACGCCCUAAAGAUGGCCAAACAGGUGGACCCGACGGGCGAGCGUACGAUCGGUGUGUUAACCAAAUUAGAUCUGAUGGACGCCGGGACGGACGCCAAGGACAUCCUAAUGGGUCGACACCGCAUUCAACUCAAGCGGGACUUCAUUGGUGUCAUCAACCGGUCCCAGAAGGACAUCGACGAGCAUAAGGACAUACGGCGCGCCCUAUACGACGAGCGCAAGUACUUCGUUGAACACCCGUCCUAUGGGCCAGACAUGGCCGACAAGAUGGGCAUCCGAUACCUCCAGGAGUACCUCCAGCGGGAACUGUCGCUCCAUAUAUUCAAACGAUUGCCGCCACUGAAGCCCAAGUUAGAGACAAAGUUGGAUGAAGUGAGGGAACGGUUAGCGAAGAUUGAGUUCCCCUUAGGAGACAGAGAUAAGGAUCAGGUGUUGGCCGAGGCCUACGAUAAAAUGAGGUCCGGCUUUGACAGUGGAGUGGGAGGAAAGGUAUGGGUAGUGGAUACCGACGCUCUGAAUGGCGGCACUCGUAUUAAUACGUUGAUGAACGAGACGUACGCCAAAGCCGUAAAUAAAAUGUUUUACGACGAGACGAGGAUUAGGAGGGAGAUCGGGGUAGCCAUCCAAAAUGCUUUCGGUACGAGGAUCGGGGUGUUUAUACCCGAUACCGCUUUCAUAUCGGUGGUCAUGAACCAAAUAGGUGGGUGCUUUUGGGGGGACAUUUUCUCAAAGUUUGCGCUCGAUUUUGUUCGCGAGUCCAAUAAGAAAUGCAAAAAUUUUGUGCAACAUUUGAUUGAAUUGGAAAAGUGUUACAUAAAUACCAUACACGAGGACUUCAUUAAAAUGAUCGGUGACACCAAAUCGGAUCCCUUACCGGACACGCAGUCCAUAAUGACUGCCAAAGCGUUGCAACAAAAUGUGUCCAAAAGUGAUUGGAUUUCAUACAAAAAGUCCGACUAUUGGUUCGUAUUGAACGACACAUCCCUGUCC
Molecule: messenger RNA, 1548 nt
Organism: Oppiella nova
Lineage: Eukaryota; Metazoa; Arthropoda; Arachnida; Sarcoptiformes; Oppiidae
Source: the annotation of a GenBank genome assembly